AUGAACGUGACAGCAACCACAAUCGAAGUCUUCGCCCAGCAAUUGAAAAGCCGAACAACUGUGGUUCAAAUGGUAGAAUCCUUUUUCCUGUUAAUGAUCAACCUUGUCUCCUUCGUUGGAAAUCUAUUGCUUGGAAUCGCGGUCAUCAAAAACCCGAAUCUUCGAAGAACUAUUCCCAACAUGUACAUUAUAUCUUUGGCUGUUUCCGACUUCUUAAUGUCAUUGUUGGGAAUUCCGUUUUCAGUAGCUUCUCUCAUCACAGGAAAAUGGCCGUUCAAUAAUUUCACUUGCCAGUUUCAAGGAUUCUGGAUCCUUUUCAUGUGCGCUGUGUCUUUGCAGACUCUAGCCGUCACCGCUGUGAACAGAUAUUUCCGAGUUGUUCGUUCCCGCGGGUUGUAUCAGAAAAUUUUCAAUAUGAAGACAACAAAAAUAACAAUUGCAAUUCUGUGGAUCGUGGCUCUCUUUGCGCCUCUUCCGUAUGUUGUUGCUGGCCACGAGUUUUUCUUUCACGCAGGAAAAGUAUUUUGCGCUCAUAACGCGGAAUCGUUGUAUGAAGGCUACGGAGCUUAUUUGGUUCUCGUUUAUAUAGCCAUUCCUUUAAUCAUCAUUUUAACUUGUUAUACAAGAGUUUUCAUCGCAGUGCGAAAACACAACUUAAACUUUCGCCCCCGAAUUCGCUUUAAUGGCAAGAGCGGAAGGAACUCCUCGAACAACAGCUGCCUUUCGGUUGAAGAAGUAAACGUCACAUAUAUUCUGCUGGUUGUUGUCAUAGGUUUUCUAUCCUGCUGGACACCUGUUUUAGUCAUUGAUAUGAUCGAUUUUGUAAACGGAGAUUGGAAGCUAAAGCGACCAGUCUAUGUGAGCUACACCUGUCUUGGCUUUGCCAGCACUUCACUCAACCCCAUCAUAUACGGAGUCAUGAAUCGAACCUUUCGUUCGGAAUACUUGAAGAUUUUUGCGGUUUUUAAAAGUUGGAAUUUUAGUACAACGUCAACAAAUUCGGACUAUGGAAAUGGGCCAGUGCGAGCAGAUGAUGGUCCUAAAAAUAACAACACAACUCAGCUUUAGAGAAAGACGGCCUUUACUUAUUCUAAUCAGGUCGAGCGUGAGAAUCGAAAAGUAUAUCAGAACUUCCUGUAUUAUCAUCUAUUAAUAACUCCAGUCUAGUCUGAGGAAAAAUAAGCAAACCGAAGGGCAAUAUAGUAGACUAAUAUUAUUCUUGAGCGCAAUAUUCACAGCGGUGCAGGAAGUUCCUUUUCGAAAGAAGUAUAUGCACUGCUUCAUCCUGUUGAAACGGCUGGCUGGUACUUCCCAAAAAGAGUCUCUCAUUUUUGGUUGGUUUGAAGGGUUUGAUAAGCCCCCUCCAUCCCCCUCCUCACUAGUGAACUUACACAUUAUAUUAGGACAGUAAAGGAAAGAAAACGGAAAACCUUGUGUGACACUCUGACAAAAAUUCAGUGUUUGAAAAACAUUCCCUAAACUUUACCUUCCUUCAAACAGAUCUUUUUUUCCAAAGACCAGAACACGGUAAUGUUAAGUAAUUAUAUCACGACAAAACACGCAAGUAAUAGCCCUGUCGCGUUUGUCACACCCAAAGUUGCCGUUCUCUUCUUUCUGCCGUCAUUGGGGUAAGCUUACUUAGUAAAUCCAACGGCCCUGCUCCCUAUACCGUAACGGAUGGUACCACGAUCUGGGCAAUCUAUCGUGUACCAAACGCCAGUAGCACUGACAAGCCAUGAUUAACCGUUAUUCCUCUACCGCGGAGGAGCUGUCUAUCGUUGAAAUCAUUACCAAUUUAAGUUGGGAGCCUUUGACCAAGCGUAGAGAAGCCCACGUCGUUUUCCUUGUUAAAAAAACUAUGCAUCAAAAACGGUAUGCCUAGUUAUCUCCAGAAUUACUUUGCACUACGCAACUUAAAUUUUCGGGCUACAACACAACGGCCUCGCACCGAAUUAUUUGUCCUCGAAAUUAAUUCAGCGGAGUGAUGUGAUUACUUCUUACAAUUUGCGCGAUUCUGAUAAUAAGCUUGCAAUACCAUUGCCACGUACUAACCAUUGCAAAAAUAGCUUUGCCUUUAGUGGUGCAGUCCUCUGGAAGAGUCUACCCUCAACUGUUAGGCAAGCAACAUCUCUGACUAAUUUCCGACGAUUCUUAAUUAAUUCCGACACGGCAUUCAUGUAAAGCAGGUUUUAAUUUAGUUUACUUUUCUUUAAUAGUUAGCAAUAUUUCAAAUUAUAGAAGAUUAACCUGUAUACAUCGUUUCGUAUUAAGUUGUAGCUUUAUAUUAAAUUGUUAAUGCAUGAUGUAUUUACCGUGUUUUUAAAUAAAGAUGAUGAUGAUGAUGAUAAUGAGGAGGAGGUAUAAAAUAAUAUUGUUCUGGAAAAAGUGAAUCUUAAGUGUACAUAGCAAUCUUUCUUUUGCAAAGGAGCUCGGUUUUUAAUAUUAACUAAUCUUGGUCAUGAUGUAGCAAUUUCAGCAUUUUUCUUUUAACUUUUUUGAAAGCAUUAUUGUUAGUCUUUUUAUCCUUUGAACAGCAGGACAUCUACAUCGAUGACAAUUUUUUCUAAAACAGACACAGUUAUCCUGUAUAAGUAUGCUCUUCUUAUCAUUGUUGUAAGAAUACUAAAAUAAUUUUAAUUAUAAUAAAUCAGAUUUUAUUAAAAAAUAAUUAAAAUAAUUUAUAUGGAAUCAUUCUCUAACGAGCCUCGCCCACGGGCCUCUCAUGCUGCUUAAGUUAUUUGUGGGAGGAGGGGGGAGGGGGAGGGGGAAGGGGGUGGGAACGAUACCCAGGGAUACAAUAGCACACAACACAUGCAGUUUUUACGUUAUGGCCCUUUUUAAUUAAUUUCUAUCCGAGUCUAAAUUUUGAAAUGAACGUUCAUCGCAAUCAUCAGACCAGUGGUGAUACUAUUGAAGGGAAGACAAAAUAAUAUCAUUCAAGAAAGUAACUUAUUUCUCCAGGAUAAAUUCAGUAAUUUUUAAUAAAAUAAAUAUCAUUGUUAAUAUGUUUACGUUGGUAGGAAGAAUUACUGGUACAGUGUGACGUAGUCUGUCUCGAACUCCGUCACGAUUUUGAAGAAAUUAACUUUUAUAUUAACCAUUGAUGUCCACUUUUUAAAAAAUACAUAAGGAAGUCGAUCUGUCCUUUCUUACUAUAGUUGAAGACAAAUUCUGUAAUUGACAAGCAGUAAAAAAGAGAUUAAAAUGAAAUGACGCCGGAAAUCGAGUCAGAAAGUAAAUAUGACGGUUGAUUUUACUGAAAACUGAAAGUAUUCGCUAAAAACCUAAGUGAACCUCGCAGCUGCAUCCCGCAAGACAAUAGCUUACGUUUUCACCAGCAGCCGGAUUCUGUGAUUUUAUUUCCCUGUGGUAUCAUUAUGCCUAUGGGCGAUGGGCCCAAUCAAUGAGUAAUGGUGAUUUAUGCUCGGGCUGAAAGCUGGUUUUUAUUUUAGUCUGUCAGUAUCUUCAUCAUCAUCAUCUUCAUCGUCAUUUGAGUCCCUGAGAUCAGCUGAGAAACAACGGCUCAAAUUUGCCCAAAGUGAAUUUUGUCAGAUAUUUAAGGUACGCCUUUAGUUUGCAGUUUCCUGUGCUAGAAAGGACGAAAAAGGUAUUGGGGAAGAAUUGAAACGGAUGAGAAAGUGCCAAUUACUCAAACUACUGACAAAAUCUUCAAAAUACCCCUCUUCAGAGUGAUUGCUAAUGGUAUAGAUACGCGUCUAAAUUGAUAGUUAUUAACUGAUAAAAUUGUCCCACAGAAACUUAAACAUCCUGUUGCCUAAAAAUUAAAAUCAAAAUGCAAACAUCAUCGGAUGUCAUUCUUAAUAUAUACAUUUUUUGUAUGUAAUAAAGGACCUUGCCUUUGUUUUUCAGCAGAACAUCAACCUGAGGUAGAAAGUCUAGCCGUGAAUCGUGGCUAAGGUCAUUUGCGGAGCAGGGCAAUUGAUCGGGAAUAAUUACAAAAUUCCAAGUUUUUCCAAAGACUCGCCUCGGUAGUGUAAAUUGAAAGUUAUGUCCGGGGUAUGUCAAAUUCAGACUUCAAAUUAUAGUGGCUCUAUGUUAAGUCAAACUUUGACAUCGAUUGAAAACUUUGCAUGGGAGCUUAAAUACCGCUCCAACGCUACUCGAGCAAUUGAAUCUGGGUUUUUGUUUUUGAUCAACUUCGUCUCAUUUGCUGGAAAUCUUUUGCAUGGAAUCGCGGUCAUCAAAAACCCGAAUCUUCGAAGAACUGUUCCUAACAUGUACAUUAUAACUUUGGCUGUUUCCGACUUCCUAUUUUCAUUAAUGGGAACUCCCUUUUCAGUAGCUUCUCUUAUGACAGGAAAAUGGCCGUUUAACAACUUUAUUUGUCAGCUACAAGGACUCUGGAUUCUUCUGUUGUGCGCCGUGUCUUUGCAGACUUUAGCCGUCACCGCUUUGAACAGAUAUUUCCGAGUUGUUCGUUCCCGCGUGUUGUAUCAAAAAAUUUUCAACAUGAAGACAACAAAGGUGACAAUCGCAAUUCUGUGGAUCAUAGCUCUCUUUGCGCCUCUUCCGUAUGUUGUUGCAGGGCACGACUUUUUCUUCCACUCUGGAAAAGCCUUUUGCACAUAUGAUGCGGAAUCGUUGCAUGAAGGCUACGGAGUUUACUUGGUUCUCGUUUAUAUAGCUAUUCCCUUAAUCAUCAUUACAAUCUGUUAUACAAGAGUUUUCAUCGCGGUCCGCCGACAUAAUCUUGUAGUUUUUCGGCAAAGAAUUCGUCCUUUAAACCGACAAUUAAACUUUGGUCCCGAAAAUCCGAGAUUGUCUGUCGAGGAGGUUAAAGUGACGAACAUCCUGCUAGUUGUGGUGGUAGCUUUUUUAAGCUGCUGGACUCCCGUCUUAGUCAUUGAUUUGGUCGAUUUUAUAACCGGAGAUUGGAAGCUCAAGCGACCAGUCUAUGUAAGCUACACCUGUUUUGGCUUCGCUAGUACAGCUCUCAAUCCCAUCAUAUACGGAAUCAUGAAUCGCACGUUUCGUACGGAAUAUUUGAAGAUUUUUUCCUCCUUAAAGAGGUUCGUUCUCGGGUCAAACACAAAUGUUCGGAUUGCUCCUGCAGUGAUCGUGAUUGCUUGA
Messenger RNA from Porites evermanni, 5091 nucleotides. The record is from the annotation of a GenBank genome assembly. NCBI's taxonomy places the organism in Eukaryota, Metazoa, Cnidaria, Anthozoa, Scleractinia, Poritidae.